Equus quagga is the source of this 651-nucleotide messenger RNA. RefSeq lists its product as uncharacterized. The transcript is spliced from 2 exons. Lineage: Eukaryota; Metazoa; Chordata; Mammalia; Perissodactyla; Equidae. Bases 1 to 651 code for a protein of 216 amino acids. The record is from RefSeq and is a predicted model, not a curated record.
AUGCCACCCAUCCCAGAUGAGUCAGGCUGGUCUGAGCCACAGAGAGCGUCUGUAGGUGAGGUUGCGGGCAAGCGGGAGGCGGCAGCGAACGCUCUGCAGCACGCGCGGCCGCUCCUGGCCGGGGAAACGGAAGGCAGGAGGUUGCACCGCGUCCUACAAGUGGAAUCCAGCCCGGGUGGCCUCAAGCCCCUCGAUCCCUCCCCGGGCAGCUCAUCGUCUACCUCGCAGCAGCCGGGCUGCGCCCGGAGCCCACUCACCCUUAGCCAAAGGCGGCGCGGCGCCUUCGAGUUCUGCGGCACCCCGGGGACAGACGCAAGGCCCCGAGAAACCUGGGUGUUGCAAGUCUCAGGUCAGACUCCGAGGCGUCCCGGUCUAAAGAGGCGCUUUGUCUUUCACCUAAUUCAACAGACCCUGGAUUUCCCUGAGGGCGCAAUCCCGUCGGCGGAUCGCAGCCCUUCCCCGCCUCACCGUGCUUUCCCUGCGCUUCAAUCCAACCGGUCCCCCGCCCGACCGGUGGCUAUCCUCCGUCACCUCGUCGUCGUGGGCCUCCCUCUUGGGCCCCAAGAGGGGCCGCGGGAAUCUACAGCACCUCUGACACAACUCGCCGCCCGGCCUUUGCCCAGGCGCCGCGCCACCCGGCACGCACCAUGA